AUGGACGCUGUGGAAAUGGAAGACCAAGCAAUCCGCGCCCAUGAUGAAGACGCCGACAUCCCACGUAACGCCUUCCGCACGGCCAAGGGAAGAUUCUGGAAAUACAAGGGACUAAGACCAUAUCUGAAAGCACGGUUGGGGCAUGUGAACGCGAUACGUGAGGUAAGUACCCUGAUUGCCGUGGAAACGGCACUAGAACACGCUACAGAUAUCCUGAGACUUGAUCCCAGAGACGCCCUCUGCGUCCGCAGCAUUAUACCGGUACUACUCCUCCGCCUCGACCUUGAUGAGCGCUGCUACUGGUUUUGUAAAUGGUGGCUUACCAAAGGCAAUGAUACGCAUCACGACUGGGCAGACGACGGACCGCUUUUGGCGCUUGAGCGACCGGUUGAUUUGUUCAAGACGGAAGACGCGUUUGAGCAUCUCGGCGACUAUGACUACACCAGGACCUUCACCGACAGAGAUUUCGACCGUACUAGGUUGCAAAGUCCCGCUGAUCUAUCACUACUCGUCGCUAUCAUGCUGGUCAAGAUUCGUAUCAACAUAGAUCUGCUGUUGUUACGGAACGACCCCCAGCCGGAAACCUAUUUGCAGCGACACGUUAGCAGCGUUGUGGCCGCGAGAUACCGAAGAGGCACGCCCGAAGGGUUCUACAUGAGAGAUGAAAGGGAAUUUUUUGAAGCGCUUUGGAUACAGGUUAACACACUGUUUAGAGAGAUACGCAGAGUCAACGAACACUUUUGGCCGGCGUUGAUACGCUCUUACCCGCCGCAACGAUGGGGAUUCAAGCGACCUGCAUUAGAAGCGGGUACUAAGACAGAAGCGAGAAUCACGUGUCAUGACUGCUACGCUGCUUGGCAUGAGACACCGGGGGCUAUCGAUAUCAUCAAGGAAUUGUGGGAUAGACGCUCUUAG
Alternaria ethzedia is the source of this 915-nucleotide messenger RNA. RefSeq lists its product as uncharacterized. The transcript has a single exon. Bases 1 to 915 code for a protein of 304 amino acids. The record is from RefSeq and is a predicted model, not a curated record. Lineage: Eukaryota; Fungi; Ascomycota; Dothideomycetes; Pleosporales; Pleosporaceae.